AUGAACACCAAAGAUUUUGUAGUUCUUCCAUGGGGAAAACCUGGAAAUUCUGUAAAGCUAAAAUAUAAAAAUGCUCAAGAACUGCGAAUGGAGAAAGUACGGUUAGAGUUGGAGAACCAAGAGAUGGCAAAGAAGCUGGAAGAAUUCCGAUCAACAAUGAACAAACAAAAGGAAGAAAGAGAGUCAAGUGGAUAUCAUUGGAAAUCUGGAAAAGUGGGCAAAUUGGGUAAUCAAUCACACAUGAUGUCACAGAAUAGAAGAAAUUUUAUUAAGCUUUCUGCAGGAAAAGUGAAAUUAAAAUUAUUGAAGGAGCAGAUUCAAGGGCCAGUGAAACAACCAGUUAAUUAUAAAAUGGCAAAUUCUUUUGAAAGUGAAAAACCCAAGAUAAAAGGGAAAGUUUGUGGACAGUGUGAGAACAAAGCUGCUCUACUAGUGUGCCUUGAAUGUGGAGAAGAUUAUUGUUCCGGAUGCUUUGCUAAAAUUCACCAGAAGGGGGCACUAAGGCUCCACAGAACAACUCUUCUGCAGGCAAAAUCUCAAAUAUUAUCCAGUGUAUUGGAUAUUGCCCAUCAGUUUAUAAAGGAAGUUAAUCCAGAUGAACCCAAAAGGGAGAAUAAUUCUACAAAAGAAACCAGCAAAAGUCAGCAUAAACCAAAAUCUCCACUUCUGCAGGGGAGCAGCUCUGAGGUAGAAAUUACAACAACAAAAAAAGCAAAAUGUACAAAACCAAGAGAUAGGCUCUUGGGUGAAGGGUCAUUCGAUGAAGAAGCUUCUGCCCAGUCCUUUCAGGAAGCGUUAAGUCAGUGGAGAACCGGCAAUCACGAUGACAACGAGAAACAGAACUUACAUGAAGCAAAACCAGACCCAUUGGAAGAAUGUGAAGUACAGACUGAUCUGAAAAUUUGGAGAGAACCACUUAAUAUUGAGUUUAAAGAAAAUAGUCUAUGCUACAUGGAAAAAUUAUGGCUUAAAAAACAUAGGAGAACUCCACAAGAGCAACUUCUUAACAUGCUACCGGAUACAUUUAUACAUCCAUGUAAAAUCACUAAUGAGGCACAGCGUUCUCAAAAUGAAAAUGAUGAAGAUAGUGAUGGUGAAGAGAUCAACGUACAACAUCCAGAUCCUUUUCUGACAGUUGAAGAAUUAAACAUAGAGAGACCUGAACCAUCUCUAAAGAUAGUCGAACUGGAUGAUAUGUAUGAAGAGGAAUUUGAAGAACCAAGAAACAUUGUGCCUUACAAAGUCGAAUUAGCUGAUGCAGACGUUCAACAAAGCUUUCUAGAGGUAGGUGUCCCUGCUGCACUUUCUCUGCCCCCAACUGCUGCUAUUCUUUCAUCUGGAGGAUUUCCCCGUGCCCUCUCCUUAUCAUUAGGCCUGUUAGGGAAAAGAACAGAAACUUCAAGUGCAGAUUUUGACAACACUGUGGAUCCUGAUGUUUAUUCUUCUGAUAUUGAAAAAAUAGAGGAAAGCAGCAUCUUUGGAAGAAAUUUAAAAGAAAAAAGAAGCUCUCAAUGGAGUGUUGUCCUUUCUACUUCUCUUCUACAAGUGUUCAUCUUCAUAUUUUCUUACCAUUUUUCCAUUUCAAAAGACAGGGAAUGGAUCCCAGACCAUAGCAUAAGUGCACUUGCUGAUAAUGCAGUUGUUUGGGGCAUUUUGCAGAGUGCCCAGAAUCCAUCAUCAAAUGGAAAACAGCCAAAAACAGUCCAGAAAUCACAGAGACCUUCAACAGCAAAUUUACCACUUUCCAACUCUGUUAAAAAAAGCUCCAGCUGCCUUUCAUCCUCUCAUCUUCGAUCAAGAAGUGCAGCUGCUCGAUCAUUGUCUACAGCUGCUUCUGAAAUUUCAGAAAUUGAAUAUAUUGAUAUUACUGACCAGUACGAGCUUUUCUUAGAUGACACUGCUGACCAACAAACCUUAGACAGUUUGGAAAAAGAAUUAAAUGUACUGAGAAAUCUUUCAGAUCCUUCAGAAAAAAUUUACAGCCUAACCUCAGGAGAGUUACCAGCUUUCAACAACCAUUCGGGGAACAUAAGUCAGACUCCCACGGAUUUCCUUAACACCUCACGUGAGAGGGGUCCCUGUGGAGCUGAAGAAUUGAGCUCUUCUGGAAGAGAUACUGAAAUUCAGUCUUUGCUGUCGCUUUCUGAGAGCAGUACAGAUGAAGAGGAAGAAUUUCUUGACAAGCAACAUGUCAUCACACUACCAUGGUCAAAGAGUACUUAAUGAUUAUUUGUUCAUUACCUUUUCCAUUUUGUACUCAGAGUAAAGCAAACAACUGAAAAAAGUAACCAAGUGAUUACCUGUUUAGGUACAAGAGAUUUUGAUUAUUAAUGUCUCUGAUGUUUCAAGUCUUGACAACAAAUAAAAUUCAGUAAAAUUACAAGUU
Messenger RNA from Propithecus coquereli (Coquerel's sifaka), 2386 nucleotides. It is a transcript of the gene ZBBX, whose product is annotated as zinc finger, B-box domain containing. The coding region runs from base 1 to 2223 and encodes 740 amino acids. Gene Ontology annotation, biological process: cilium movement. The transcript is spliced from 19 exons. NCBI's taxonomy places the organism in Eukaryota, Metazoa, Chordata, Mammalia, Primates, Indriidae. Gene Ontology annotation, cellular component: motile cilium. The record is from RefSeq and is a predicted model, not a curated record. Gene Ontology annotation, molecular function: zinc ion binding.